Messenger RNA from Phaeoacremonium minimum UCRPA7, 1587 nucleotides. Its product is annotated as putative glutamyl-trna a subunit protein. Gene Ontology annotation, biological process: glutaminyl-tRNAGln biosynthesis via transamidation; mitochondrial translation. Gene Ontology annotation, molecular function: glutaminyl-tRNA synthase (glutamine-hydrolyzing) activity. The transcript has 3 exons. Gene Ontology annotation, cellular component: glutamyl-tRNA(Gln) amidotransferase complex; mitochondrion. The record is from RefSeq and is a predicted model, not a curated record. Bases 1 to 1587 code for a protein of 528 amino acids. Lineage: Eukaryota; Fungi; Ascomycota; Sordariomycetes; Togniniales; Togniniaceae.
AUGUGGGGCGCCAGAACGAAGACCUUCGGCUUGACAUAUUGUGCCGUCAAAUGUGACCCGCACCUUUGCAACUCGUCUAGACUGAGCGUUGAGAGAGCACCCCUGCGGCUACAUGUCCUUCAAUGGCAGGCUUGCGAGCCUGCAUCUUCGCCCGCGACAUCACCGGAACCUCUAGACAUCCCGCCAGGCUCUUUCCGCCUUGCCGUCAAAGACAACAUCGCAACGGCCGACUUGCCUACGACAUGCGCCUCGGACAUCCUCUCCAACCAUGUCAGCCCCUAUGACGCGAACAUUGUGCGGCAGCUCAAGGCGCGUGGGGCCGUCGUUGUCGGCAAGACCAACCUCGACGAGUUCGGCAUGGGCAGCCACUCGACGAACUCCGUCUUCGGCGCCGUGCACAACACAGGCGCCCUGGCAGGCCACUCGGCGGGCGGCAGUUCUGGCGGCAGCGCGGUCGCUGUGCGCUCUGGUGCCGCACAGAUCGGCCUUGGGACAGAUACGGGGGGCUCGAUUCGCUUGCCAGCAGCGUACACGGGCACGGUGGGUUACAAGCCCAGCUACGGCAUGAUCUCGAGGUUCGGCGUCGUGCCGUACGCCAACUCGCUCGACACGGUCGGUUUCCUGGCGCGUGAGGUGCAGCCCAUCUGGGAGCUGGUCAACGAGAAGCGUCUAUAUGCGGAGCACGACCCGAAGGACCCGACGAGCUUGUCUGAUGCCGCGCGUAGGAGGUGUACCAAGGCUCGAGAGUACUAUGUCCCUGAGGGGGCUGCGGCGAAGACUGUUCCUGGUGAUCAUAUUCUUGGGUCGAUGACGUUCGGUAUACCGCUAGAGUACAAUAUCGAAGAGCUGGAUCCGAGAAUUCGAGCAGCGUGGACCCGAAUUGGGGAGAGACUACAGGAGCUGGGUGCGCGUGUCGUGCCGGUAUCAUUGCCUUCAACAAGACAUGCAUUAUCAGCAUACUAUGUCAUUGCACCGGCUGAGGCCUCGUCGAACCUAGCCAAAUACGAUGGUGUCCGUUACGGCAAGCGCAGUGAGGCGAGUGAUGGGGCCGGCGAAGUGCUUUACUCUGAGACUCGCGGCGCCGGGUUUGGCGAGGAGGUCAAGCGGCGCAUUCUGCUAGGGUCAUACACUCUCAGCUCCGAGGCGAUGGACAACUACUUUAUUCAAGCGCAGAAGGUGCGACAGCUCGUCAGACGAGACUUUGACCGUGUCUUCGCGCUGGCGAACCCGCUACACGAUGAGGAGCACUUCGAUCUCAGCGAGAUGGACGAUAGCGUGUUACUGGAGAACAAGUUUGGUCCGACGCAGGUCGAUUUCCUACUCUGUCCCACUGCGCCAACACUGCCGCCGACGCUCGAGGCAGUCUUGGACCAGACACCCCUUGACGCGUACAUGAAUGAUGUCUUCACUGUUCCUGCAAGUCUCGCGGGACUGCCCGCAUUAAGUCUACCGAUGAAGCUGACACCAGACUCGAAAGGUACCAGUAACGGCGAAGAUGUUGCUGGCCUGCAACUGAUCGGGCAGUAUUGGGAUGACGCUCGCCUACUUGCGGUUGCCGAACUGCUUCGCAAGCCUCUUGAUACGUGA